Molecule: messenger RNA, 4938 nt
Organism: Lingula anatina
Lineage: Eukaryota; Metazoa; Brachiopoda; Lingulata; Lingulida; Lingulidae
Biological process (GO): signal transduction
Molecular function (GO): protein binding
Source: RefSeq, a predicted model, not a curated record
GACAUGAGUGGCAUCCAUCAUGUUCAACGCAUCAAAAAACUUACAGAAUCGGGUGAUGACGACAAUGUCAAACUGGUAAUACAAAGACCAGCAAGGGUCAAGGUCACCAAGAGAGGCCAUGGGUCAAAGGAGAGGGGUCAGAGGUCAAAAGAGUCAACCCCUGAGAGGGACAGAGGUUGUACUUACACUGGUCAGUCUUCUAAUCAUUUAAACUGCAGGGCCAGUUCGCUGACCGCGAGAGGAGUAGGUGGGCCUGGGCAGUUAGAAAGUCCCACUGCUGUAAGUUCGGGAAGUUAUGAACUGGAAAGUUUAGAGAGCAGUUCGCACAGUGAAGAAGGAAGGUGUAGUGACUUCUGGACUCAGUCUGAUAAUAUGAUGCCACAGUCAAGAAAAGGUUUAAUGAAUUCCCCUCGUCCCAGAAAGGAAGCAACUCUGACCAAAGGGAGGUUGGUAAAGAUUCACAGAAGACAGAGAUCAGACCCAUUAAGAUUCUUCACUUCUUGCAGUUUUUACAGCAAAGGCAGACGACAAACAGUCUCAGAGACGAGCAGCAUUUAUUCAGUCAAACGUAAGGAUAGUUCAACAAAAACAAGAUUAUUUAUCAAGAGAGUGAUCACUAAGGCAAUCAGAGAUGACAUGGAGAUAUCUCCACACUUGAGAUUAAUUGUGUGUGGAAAUCCUAGCGAUUCCGUGGCCAGAAUGGUGCUAGGGGUGAACAGAGAUGUGGCACCCAGUGUGAGGCACCAGCUCUACAAUCAGUACGAUAUCGCCAUUCCACGGAGCGGGGCACCACUGCGCAUGCAUUGCAUGUCAGAAGACACGACAAAAGAGUUUGACAAUCAGUACCUUGCAGCGCACAUGGCUGAAAAGUUAGAGCAGCGUCCAGCUAUUGCUGACCACCUUGCUAUACUUGGACAGAAGCUCACACACUUGAAGUGGGUAGAAAGGGGUAUCCCUGUAAAAAAUAUCGGACAAUGUCUUUUGGAGGAGAAGCCAAAGCUUGUGGCUCACGUGAAAGUGAUGUCAAUGAAACAAGACAGUAGGUUAGCCAGGCUGACUUCCCACAUAGUAUUCUGUAAGCAUGCUCUGUAUCUGCUGACAUUCUGUGUUGAGAAGUAUGUGAAAAGUCCAGAGGAUGUACUGUGCAGUUUGCAGAAUGAUCUCGUCAAAAUAAGAACAUAUGCAGGAUCAGUGGUGCCUGUAUUUCUUGUAGCCACCGUCAGCAAAGAUACCAGCAUAUCCAAGGACUUGCUCCUUAAAAUGGGGAGUAACCUUGAACAGCAUUUCAGAAGGGCGUAUUACAGUCACCUGGUCUACAACAAGGAAAGCGAUCUACCAUUGUUCACACUGUGCGACAAUACAGAACAGAGCCCCUCCGCCAUCUUGUCCGACAUAUCACAACUGCGAGAUAGGAUCUUCACCCUGUGUAUCGCCCAGCCAUUUAUGAAAGUGAAAUAUCCUCUGGGUGCUGUUGUGGUCAGAAAUAGCCUGUAUUCCGAGGGUGGAGAACUUGUGAGGACUUUAAACCAGUUACAGUCUGCAGUGAAGGACGUGUGGCAGAAAUGUACAGAAAAAGAUUUCCAAAUGGUACUGGAAUAUCUGCACAACUCAGGAGACAUUAUUGUGAAGAACUUCUAUCCCACACCUCUUUGCCAUAGUCCUAUAUUGGACAUGUUUGUCCUCAUCAAUCAGCAUCAACUCGUCCCCAUUAUCGACAAGCUGCUGACGAUUCCACCCAAGAGCGAGCAGUCUCCCCAGCUGCGUAAAACGUGGCAGCAACUUGAUAACACUGGGAUUGUUCCAGGGGAAUUUCUGCACAAGGCAAUUUUCUGCAACUCAGCAGAUUUUUCAGAGCAUUUGGCAUUUCUUGAACUGAUGCAUUUUAUUUUUGGAACCACCGAGCUGUCAACUUCAGGUGCAAAGCAGAAGAUGUAUUGUAUACCCGCACACCUAGCUCAGUUUGCAGAACCCCACCUUCCAGCCAGCCACGAAUUCCAGGAAAUUUACCUGGAUUUCAAUGGCCAUCUACCUCAACCGGUCUUCUUGGUACUUCUCCUGCACUUUAGGGAAGCUUGUUUGAAAGGUCAAGGCUACUGCAAAGGUCAAGUUCAAGGUCUUCCUCAAGGUCAAGGUUGCAUCCAAAGCGUGGUGUCUGGGAUGUUUAUUGGAGGUGGCUUCCAGUACAGCAUACAUCUUGACAGGCUGUAUAGUUUAGCCAGGAUAUUUGUCAGGCCAACAAUGAAGACGGUACAGCUUCCAGAUUUCCUUGAUUAUCUGAGGAAACUUCUGUGUGACUUCACCUCCUUGCACCCUGUGGUUGAUCUCAGCUUCCAGUGUGGUCCUCUCUGCCCUGCAGCAGAGUGCAGCAUGAAGACCCACAGUGAUGCCCCUCAUGUUCUGGACAUUUUCCACCAGUCAGAAGUUCCCAUUUUCUGUGGUGCGGAGCAGGUGGACUGCCAUGAAGAUGUGAAGAUAUGGCUGCGCGGGAGUGAAGUUCUUGGCAUGUCUUUAGCUAGCCCAGCCAGCCUGGUCAGCACGACCCCCUUUGGAAAGAAGGUGGUCACCCUGGACACCAGGAUCCGAGACAUGCCUUACGACCUGUGGUCAGUGAUAUGUAAUAGGUUAAGCAUCCCUGUCCUGGGUGAUAGAGACUGGAAAGGAGUGGCAGGUGAACUUGGCAAAACUCCAAUGGAAGUCUCAUUGUACGAGCAGCAACGUGAUCCAUGCCGCAUGCUCCUCACCGACUGGGGCAAUACCACCCAUGACACUGUUCAGAAUCUUAUUGAUAUCCUUCAACUGCCAUGGAUGGAGAGAUAUGAUGUAGUGGAAGACAUAAUGGGAAUUAUUAAUGGACAGGAAAAAGCAGGCAUGAGUGUGAAGAAAUGAGGUUUUUAAAAGAUUGUUGAAACCAGUCGCUUUUUUUUUCUUUUUUUUUUUUUUGUCAGAAUGACCUGACAAAGAUCAAGUGAUUUGAUCAGGAUUUUGGCAAUUAACUUAAGACAGAAAAAUGUUGAAGUUAUCUGAAACUGCCAAAAUACACCCAUUGAUAUUAUAGAAUAAACUGAUAUUAAGACACCUGAAAGCACUUAUCAUGUCAAGCAAUGCAGUAUUCUGUACCACACAAGUUUGAGUGGUACUAACAUGUAAUUCUGCAAUGAGAAGGGGGGGUGUACUCUGUUUUUACAAGACCCAAUUUAUCAAUUAAACUGGUGUAGUUGAGUGCCAGGUGAUUUUUAUAAUAAUAGUCAGUAUAUUAAGUUGCCAAAGUCUCAAGCAGAAACAGUCCAGAAAUUCGUGUCUCUGGAUGUGAAAAGGCCCUAAUAUUUGCAAUAUUAUGUGACUGUGCAAAAAGUGUGCGUGUUAAUUGCAUAUUUGUGUACACAGCAGGUCUGUAGCUAGCGACGACCUUUUAAUUAGCCAGAAAAGGUGGCCUUUGGGUAAAGUGUUAUCUAAGUAUAUGAAGGUUUCAUGGUAAAAGGUCCGCUUUUUCAGAAAAAGAACCCCCUUUUGAAAUUGCUGGCUAUGGGCCUGAUAUAGGAAAGAUGUUACCCUGUCAGAAUUACUGCUGAAAGAGGCAUUUAGGGCAGAUAGAGCUAAUCUGACACUCUUUAGAUUAGUGCAGUAACAGUUACAUCAGCAUUUUUUUUUUUUUUUUUAGACCUAAAUGGAUGGAUUGGUGCAUUUAAUAUUUAGCAUUGAAAUAUCUCAUUGUGUAGCUUAAUCUGUUUUGGUGUUAAAUUAACCCAGCAUGAUGUUGGUAGAUUGUGAAAUGACUGUAUGCACUGAUUGUUUGGAGAAAAUAAGGCUUUAGAUGUGACAGUCAAAAGAAUAAAAAAGCAUUUUGCUAUUGGAUGAAACUGCCCUUUGAUGUUUCAGCUGAAAAAAAAGAUGAAAUAUAUGGUGAAAGACUUUUAAGCGAGGUAAAUGUUUUGGCUUAUACUUUUGAUUUGUUUGAAAAAGUCUUUAUAUGUAAUAUGUAUAUAAUAAUAUGUAUAGUACAUACAAUUUGGAGCUACGCAUUAGUAUUCAGUGUUAGCUUAGUGCGUACAUUGUGUUAAAAAUGAAUGUUUUGGUUCUUCUUAUUGUGAUAUAUGUUAUAAAUGCAUUUAAUGUGAGAUUUAACUUACAUGUAGUAUGUGUAUGAUAAAAGACAGAGAAAAGUAAUGAGAUUUUGAAUGCAAUCACAAAUGGCAAGUCUGCAAUAAGAACUGAGGGAGGAUAAGUUCACUGUUGUUGUUGUUGUUGCAUAAAAAUCAUGAAAGUUUACCAUAUCAUGAUUUCUUUCAGAUAUUUGCAUGAUGCUAUAUGUACAUUUUGUAUGUAUGUUCUAAUGAUUAAUGUAAUUGUCUAUUAAGUAUUCUAGAAUUAUCCACGAUCAAGAUUUUGUAUGAUUUUUUUAAAAACUUGGACUGUUCCCAUAAUUGUACAAAUUUUUUCAGCCAUAUGUUUCAGUCCAUCCUGCAUUUUUUCUUUCAAAGUCAAAUGUUCCUGGAUGCUUUCAUUUUCAUGAUUUUGUUUUUGUAGUAAGUCGAAUAGAGGUUCUACUUAUCUGAGGCGGCUUUAAGUUUUAGCUGUUACUGUAAUUGAUUUUCUCAUUUAAACUACAAUGAGACUGCAAUGCCCAUUUUUUCUUUAUUUUGGUAUGUGUAUAUAUAAACAUCCACAGUGCCAUAUGACUGUCCUUUUGAAAGAAGAUAAAUUUGUAUUUUUGUUGACAUAUUUUUGUUGUCCCCCCACCCCUUUCCCACUCAAGUAAUAUUUUGUUUUCGGCAUAUGCCUGACUUUAAAAGCAGGGCUUCCUUUAAGUUUUAAAAAAUGUCUAACAAGGCAAACUUUUUCUGUUUAUAUCAUUUUGAAAAUGAUUUUUGUCAUAUUCAGGGUUUGUAGUUAUGCUUUUCUUAAAAUUUUCUUGAUUUCACAAUAAAUUGAUUUCAGUUA